AGCUGAAAGUCAUUGCUAUUGAUGAACAGCUGAGAGUCAUUUAUGAGGAUAAUGUUCAUUUUGAUAAAGACCUUCCGGAAUUUAAGCUCUGGAUUUGAUUUUGGAAAAGAUGAAGUCUUUGGGCUUUAACUUCUCACAAGUCAGAGCUCUGUCUGGUGCUGGCCAGCAACAUGGGAGUGUGUACUGGAAAAAAGGAAGUGUCCAAAUUUUGAAGAAUGCAUCAUCCAAACUGCCUUUACAUCAGUCACUAAAGGCUUGUUUUUCUGUCAGUAACAGCCCCAUUUGGAUGGAUUCUAGCACAGCAUCCCAGUGCAGCGCUCUGGAGAAAGCCGUGGGAGGAGCACAGCACCUAGCAAGUAUCACUGGUUCUCGAGCCUAUGAGCGUUUUACAGGAAACCAGAUAGCAAAGAUUUACAGCCAGAAUCCUGAGGUCUACAUGGAAACUGAGAGAAUCUCUUUGGUUAGUAGUUUUGCAGCUUCCCUUUUCCUAGGAGCUUAUGCACCCAUUGAUUACAGUGAUGGUUCUGGUAUGAACUUGCUGCAGAUUUGGAAAAAGGUAUGGUCAGUGUCCUGCCUUGAUGCUUGUGCACCUGGAUUAGAGGAGAAACUAGGGUGUCCUGUACCGUCCCAUUCAGUCCUGGGGCCCAUUUCUCCAUAUUAUAGUCAGCGUUAUGGGUUUAGCCCAGACUGUAAAAUAGUAGCAUUUACAGGAGACAAUCCAGCAUCACUGGCAGGGAUGAGACUUCAAGAAGGAGAUAUUGCAAUUAGCCUUGGCACAAGUGACACAUUGUUUCUGUGGAUCCAAGAACCAACUCCUGCCUUAGAAGGUCAUAUCCUCUGCAAUCCUGUUGAUUCUCAAACAUAUAUGGCACUUUUAUGUUUUAAGAAUGGCUCUCUGAUGAGAGAGAGGAUCAGAGAUGACUGUGCCUCAGGCUCCUGGGAUGAAUUCUCCAAAGCCUUAUCAUCUACUGUUGCUGGAAACAAUGGAAACUUGGGUUUCUACUUUGAUGUGAUGGAAAUUACUCCUGAAGCAGUUGGGAUUCACAGAUUCAAUGGAGACAACCAAAAGGUUUCAGACUUUCCAAAGGAGGUGGAAAUACGAGCGUUGAUUGAAGGGCAGUUCAUGGCUAAGAGGAUUCAUGCUGAAAAACUGGGGUAUAAAGUCAUGCCCAGAACAAGGAUUUUGGCUACUGGUGGUGCAUCUCACAAUAAAAAGAUCUUACAGGUCCUGUCUGAUGUGUUCAACGCACCAGUGUACACUAUCGAUACUGCCAAUUCUGCUUGUUUAGGAAGUGCUUACAGAGCAAUUCAUGGGCUUAUAGCUGAGAUGAAUGUGUCCUUGGCUGAUGUUGUGAAAUUAGCACCGGAGCCCAAAUUGGCUGUUACACCAACUGCUGGGGCUGAGGAGAUCUAUUGUCCACUUCUGAAAAGAUAUGCUGAGCUUGAACAGAAGGUUGUCUGCAACCCAGCGUCCUCUUGUCUUGCAAAAUAGAAGCAAACAAAAUUUAUAAGUUGGCUGAAGAGCGGACUCCCAAGGAGAAGAUCAGAAAAGAUUUGCUCAGAAUUUACUGGAGUUGUUUAAAUCAUUUUGUUCCUCUUAGUAGACAAAUAAUUUUUAAAUGUCUGUAUUUGAGUGUGUUGGUGGAAAAAAUUACAUCAUGAUUGAAAACAUGAUUAAAAAAGCAUCAUAUUGCUCUGUGUGUUUGUAACUUCAGUUUUCCUUAGGUACUUUUUCAGAUCAUUGCUGUUUUGGAGUAGCUGGAUGACAAAGUCAAGUCCCUUGUAUCUAUGAAUCACUCUACUCAUCCCUGUCAGCUCUGAUUAUGCAGUCGGGCCAGCUUUUGCAUACCUAUCUGGCAGAGUAUCUUAAUUCCACAACUUCUGCUUAAAUCUUUUGAGGCUGUCUUUCUGUACAUCUGUAGCUUGUUGAUGUUUAACAUCUCUGCCUACAUGAAACCAACAGACAACAUAAGCACGCCAACAAUCCCAUUUUUCUUUAAUAUGUGGAGAUUUGUGGUAUGAAGGAUGAUUAAAGUCUUUAAAGACUCCAUGAAAUCCUCAGAGAAGGGGAAUUCUUGUUAUAUGACACUAUGGAAAGUCUGUUGUGUGAUAAAACAUGAUGUGUUUGGAUUUUAUAAAUUGUGGAAAGCACAGAGGCCUUAUGUGAUACAGACACCAUUGUACAAUGUUUUACUUGAGAACGGUUUUGUAAAAAGAAAAUGAGGGAACAAACAUGGGAAGUUUUACACAUUUCCUGUCUGUUUCAAAAGGCAGUCAGUUCAUCUGCACACUAGUUUGGGGUUAUUCUGUUUUCCUUUCCUCCUUCAGGUGUUGUGGCUGUAAAAUUUUUUGUGUUGUGCCGAGUGUGAAUGCAGAAGUCAGGCUCUGCUCCCAGCAGGGCAUGAAGGUCAUGUUUUUUGAUACAACCAAUGUCCUAUUUCUUUCUCAGAUAACUCAGCAAUACUGGUUACUGUCUUGCUCUGUUGCUACUCUUUCACUUCAAAUGUUUUAGUCCAGGUUAAGUAGCCUCUAGCUGAGAAAAUCUUAAGAGAAAAUACAAGCCAGAAGAUCUUUCUAGAGAGACAUGUUGGAAGUCACAGAAUUUGAAUGAACAUCCUAAAUCAUCCUGUGCAAGUAGGAACACUUUACUGCACCAUUCUGCAGUGCGGGCAUCUUUCCCUUAGGAUAAAAUUUCUUCUGG
Molecule: messenger RNA, 2701 nt
Organism: Athene cunicularia (burrowing owl)
Lineage: Eukaryota; Metazoa; Chordata; Aves; Strigiformes; Strigidae
Gene: XYLB
Product: xylulokinase
Exons: 17
Coding region: 110-1492 (460 amino acids)
Biological process (GO): D-xylose metabolic process; xylulose metabolic process
Cellular component (GO): cytosol
Molecular function (GO): D-xylulokinase activity
Source: RefSeq, a predicted model, not a curated record